Messenger RNA from Cyphellophora attinorum, 696 nucleotides. Its product is annotated as Nodulation protein L. Bases 1 to 696 code for a protein of 231 amino acids. The transcript has a single exon. Gene Ontology annotation, molecular function: acetyltransferase activity. The record is from RefSeq and is a predicted model, not a curated record. Lineage: Eukaryota; Fungi; Ascomycota; Eurotiomycetes; Chaetothyriales; Cyphellophoraceae.
AUGGCGAGCACAUCCAAGAAUGCGGACCAGAUUGCCAUCGCACGCACACUUCUUAACGUCCCAUGGUGCGAACAGUAUGAGCGGAUGAUCUCUGGAAUGCUCUACAACUCCCUGGAUCCAGCACUCGAGACAGCUCGCUUCAAAGCUCGCGCAUGGAGUCACCGCUACAACAGUUGGUUUCCUCACGACGACCCAUCCGCAACAUUCGAGACGCUCGCCACACACCGAGACGCCCAAUUGAAACAGAUCCUCGGAUCAGUGGGCUCCGAUUGCUUCAUCGAGCCUCCAUUCUCCAUCGACUACGGCUGCAAUAUUCGCAUGGGCGACCGAGUGUACGCGAACUUCAAUCUGUGCAUUCUGGACUGCGGGAUCGUCACGAUUGGCGCGAGGACGCUAUUCGGGCCAAAUGUCAGUAUUUUCGCCGCGACGCACGAGACGGAGGUGCAGAGCCGGAGAGACAAUGUUGAGUAUGCACGAGAAGUGACCAUUGGGGAGGACUGUUGGAUCGGCGGACACGCAGUCAUUCUGCCGGGUGUGACGAUCGGAGACGGUGUCACUGUUGGCGCAAGUAGCGUAGUGACGAGGGAUGUCCCGAGCUGGUCGGUAGUGAUGGGAAGUCCUGCGAGGGUGGUGAAGAAGGUGACGCCGAUGCUCCCGUAUGAGGAACGCCAGCCAGCCGAGACCGAUGGCUUGUGA